UUCCUGCAGAGUUUCCUCUCCGCUGCUCUCAUGGCUGCUCUCACCUCGUGUCCUCUCGUCUUCACGCUCCUGUGGAUCAGUCGGGCUGUGGCUGCAGUAGAUUCAGAGGUGAAGGCAAAGCCCGGAGGAGACGUCACUCUUCAGUGCAACAGCUCCACAGAUGCUGCCGUCAUAGUGUUAAUGUGGAACAGACCUGGCCGAGAGGAUGAUUACGUCUUCUACUUCAGAGAUAACAGGCUGUUUGAAAGCUUCCAGGAUCCACGUUAUCGAGGUCGUGUUGAGCUGAAAGAUCCAGAGAUGAAGAAUGGAGACGUUUCUGUUCUCCUGAAGAACGUCAGCAAAGAAGACUCAGGAACGUACGAGUGUCUGGUUACAACGUUCUCCAUGCAUCGAUUGAAGAAAGUCUUAAUGACCUCCGUCCAGCUGAGCGUCUCUGAAGUCUUAAAUGCACGUGUCUAUUUCACAUCUGAAGAGAUUCAAAACAGAGCUAAAAUGCAAAUGGCUAACGUCAGAGAGGGACGCUCAGCAGGUGAGUAUAAAUUAGGUGUGUGUGUAAGUUCUUCCUGUAAUUUGUUCUCGAAGGUUGGAGAAAACUUCCUGUGUGUGACACCGGUUUCCUUGUUUCCUUGUUUCCUUGUUCCUCAAUGUAUUCACAGCCUCUCAUCAAUGGCUGCUUUAACACGGGUGCAACAUGUGGCUGUACACCUGUUGUUGGUGUGGAUUCAGUCUCUGGCUACAGGAGAUCAUGAGGUGAAUGCAGAGCCUGGAGAAGACGUCACUCUUCAGUGCCACACUUCCACAGAUGCUGCCAUCACACUGUUAGCGUGGAAGGGACCUGGGCUAGAGGAUAAGUACGUGUUCUACUUCAUGGAUAAUGAGUUGAUGGAAAGCUACCAGAAUCCACGUUAUCAUGGUCGUGUUGAGCUGAUACAUCCAGACAUGAAGAACGGAGACGUUUCUGUUCUCCUGAAGAACGUCAGGUCUGAUGACACAGGAACGUACCAGUGUUGGGUUACUUCCCCCCAAGUGUACAGGAAGAGUGUUGCCUCCGUCCAUCUGAGCGUCUCUGAAGGUCCUGAGAAGGAAAUCAACGAGGAACACCCGAUUAAUGGAGACGCCAACGAUGAACAAGCAGGGGGUCCCAGAGGAGACGUUGUGGUGGGAGUUAGUGUGGCACUGGUUUGUCUCGUUGGUGUUGUUGUUGUUGUUGUACUUGUUGUAAAAUGUCAAAGAGCAAAGAAGAAAAGAUCAGAAGAGUGUUUCAAUGAACAGGAAAUGUCCGAACGGACACCUGACUGUCCUCCAUCCCCUGCUUCUCCUCUCCUGAAUGUCGACCCUGUCGUGGUGGAGGGUCUUGAUGAAUAACCCAACCACCUGCACUACCUGAGGGGUUCACUACUAUCUAAGUCAGAUUACAGGGAUAUCAGGUACUCACGCUGCAGACACACGCUGCUCCAGACCACGUUGUGUUCAGGGUUUAGGCUUAAAAUUAGCAAACCCAUCAGGGUUACAAAGACCCCUGUAAAUACCCCCAUCAGGAUUACAAAGACCCCCAUCAGGAAAACCACCAGACUCAGAGACAGUUUCAUCCCUCAUACCUGAGCUGUACUAUCCCGUAUUUUUAUAUUAUUACUUGUUAUCUCUUGUAAAUUGCCCUGCUGAAGAACCUGUGAUCUGUGAAGUUUCUCAAUAAACCUUUGAAUCUUGAA
This is a messenger RNA of Trematomus bernacchii (emerald rockcod), 1709 nucleotides long. RefSeq lists its product as uncharacterized. The transcript is spliced from 6 exons. The record is from RefSeq and is a predicted model, not a curated record. Bases 31 to 1365 code for a protein of 444 amino acids. NCBI's taxonomy places the organism in Eukaryota, Metazoa, Chordata, Actinopteri, Perciformes, Nototheniidae.